Molecule: messenger RNA, 1071 nt
Organism: Penicillium verhagenii
Lineage: Eukaryota; Fungi; Ascomycota; Eurotiomycetes; Eurotiales; Aspergillaceae
Product: TauD/TfdA dioxygenase family protein
Exons: 2
Coding region: 1-1071 (356 amino acids)
Molecular function (GO): oxidoreductase activity
Source: RefSeq, a predicted model, not a curated record
AUGGCAUCCACCACCACAUCCCCAGUCUCCUUCAAACGCCUCCACCCCACCGUUGGUGCAGAGUGUCACGGAAUCGAUUUCUCCAAAACACUACCCGAGGAAGACAUCAAGACUAUUCGCGAUGGUAUGGCCAAAUAUGGUGUCCUUGUGUUCCGUGGAGCCCAACUCGAUGAUGCGCGCCAUGUAGCCUUCGCCCGGCAGAUGGGGGAGCUCGACUCGUCCACCGUUUUCGUUGCGCCCGGCAAGAAGUACCGUCUAGACCCUUUUGUUGAACUCACCGACGUAUCCAACAUCGAAGACGAUGGCUCCCUUCUCCAGAAAGACAGCUUGAAAUACCAACUCGGUCAGGGAAAUAACCUCUUCCACGUCGAUUGCUCCUACAACAAUCGCCGCGUGGGACUUUCCAUUCUUCGCGCCCACCAAUUGCCCCCCAAGGGGACGGGUGGCGGAACCGCAUUUGCCGAUACCAGAACUGCAUAUGAUGACUUGGACGCUGAGACAAAGGAGAAGAUAAAUGAUUAUGUCUUGUGGCACUCGAUCUGGCAUAGCCGUCGUCUUGCUGCGCCGGAUUGCGAGUUCUUGGAGUAUAUGCCCGCGGAGAAGAACUCGAUGGCUCGUCACAAGCUGGUUCAGCUGCACGAGCCCAGUGGAAGAAUGAACCUUUACAUUGCUGCUCAUGGACAUCACUUCGAUGGGUGGACGAAGGAAGAUAGUCAGCCUGUUAUCCAGGCUUUGCUUGAACACGCCACCCAGGAUAAGUAUACGUUCACAAUUGACUGGGAGAAUGAUGGCGAUAUUGUCAUUUGGGACAACACCUGCGUCAUGCACAAAGCGGCUGGAGGCUCAUUUGCGGGCAAGUAUGUUCGUGAUAUGAGGCGCGCAACCCUUCUCGACUCUUCAUCCACUGCCUGGGGACUGAAUCCUCAGAAGGAAGAGUCACAAGAAGAUCUUAUGUCAGACUUUGUUAAGGGAUAUAUUGCGUCGAAGAGAGGGGCUGCAAUGAAGGCGGCUGCUGCCGCUGCAGCUGCCGAGAAAGCAGUUCCCAGAGAAGAUGCAGCUAUCGCGGCUUAG